This is a messenger RNA of Xyrauchen texanus (razorback sucker), 4820 nucleotides long. RefSeq names its product lamin-A-like. Lineage: Eukaryota; Metazoa; Chordata; Actinopteri; Cypriniformes; Catostomidae. The transcript has 13 exons. The coding region runs from base 564 to 2540 and encodes 658 amino acids. The record is from RefSeq and is a predicted model, not a curated record.
CUUGCUCAUGCAACGGGGAUGGAUGUAUCCUGGAUUUCUGUGAAAGAAGGAUAAUGGAUGUUUUUUCUCUGGAUGAGGCAUUUGGAACUUCAGAGAACUAUUUGGUCUUGCUUGGAUUAUGUGGACAUAUUGAUUGGAUUUUUUUAUAUAUUGAUUUUUUUUUCCCCCCAUGAUAGAUAGAUAGAUGGAUAGAUAGAUAGAUAGAUAAAUGUGAGGGAAAUAUGUAUGUUAGAGAUUUUUUUUUUAUAUAUAUAUAUAUAUAUAUAAGAAACAAUAUGUAGAGAAGAAUCAUUAGUAAAUGGAGCUGCAAUAAGUGCUCUAUUCCCUUGUGUGGACUUACUGAGUGAGAUCUGACUAGCUCCACCCUCCCUUGCACUUCUCCUCCUCCUCUCUUUUCCUCGUCCUGUGAAAGGAGGGUUGAACGACAGCGGGAGUUUGUGCCAGAUUCUGUGAGCACGAUUCAGACCAGACAUUCACACUGCAGAGUUUCCACGGGACACAGCAGCUCCAGGAACCUUCUCUAACUCAAACUCACUCAAUCAGGUCAGUAGUACAAGUCAUCUAUGGAGACUCCAGGACAGAAACGAACCAGCCGUGGAGGGGCAAGCAGCAUCCAGUCCCCCAACCGCAUCACCCGACUGCAGGAGAAAGAGGAUCUGUGCAACCUGAAUGACCGUUUGGCAAUUUACAUCGAUAAGGUGCGCUCUCUAGAGGUGGAGAAUGCAGGUCUGCGUCUACGCAUCACUGAGUCGGAGACUGAAAUCAGCCGAGAGCUGGGCGGCAUGAAAGCGGCGUAUGAGGCUGAGCUGGCAGAUGCCAGGAAGACUCUGGACUCCGUGGCCAAAGAACGAGCUAGACUGCAGCUGGAGCUCAGCAAGGUACGAGAGGACUACAAGGAGCUAAAGGCAAGGAAUGGGAAGAAAGAGUCGGAUCUGGAAUCAGCUCUGGCCAGGCUGAAGGAUCUGGAAGCUCUGCUGAACUCCAAGGAUGCUUCACUCUCCACAGCACUGGGGGAGAAGAGAUCGCUGGACAUUGAAGUCAGAGACUUGAAAGCCCAACUGGCCAAGCUUGAAGGCAGUCUUAAAGAUGCUAAGAAGCAACUACAGGAUGAAAUGCUAAGACGUGUGGACGCUGAGAAUCGCAUCCAGACCCUGAAGGAGGAGCUGGAAUUCCAGAAGAACAUCUAUUCUGAGGAGCUCCGUGAGUCUAAACGCAGGCACGAGUCACGUAUGGUGGAGAUAGACAACCCCCGUCAUCUGGAUUUGGAGAGUAAACUGUCCGAGGCUUUGGCUGAACUCCGUGCCCAACACGAAGAGCAGCUUUGCAUCUACAAAGAGGAGAUUGAGAAGACAUACAACUCCAAGCUGGAGAAUGCUCGUCAGUCGGCUGACAGGAACAGUCACUUGGUUGGAGCCGCCCAUGAGGAACUACAGCAGACACGUUUGAGGAUAGAGGGUGUGACCUCUCAGCUCACUCAACUACAAAAACAGUUGGCUUCUCGAGAGGCCAAGAUCCGUGAGCUGGAGGAGGCUCUGUCCAGAGAGAGGGACAUCAUGCGUCGUCGUCUUGAUGAGAAGGAGAAAGAUAUGGCUGAAAUGAGACAGCGCAUGCAGCAGCAGCUGGAUGAGUACCAGGAGCUGCUGGACAUCAAGCUGGCACUAGACAUGGAGAUUAGUGCCUACCGGAAACUUCUGGAAGGCGAGGAGGAGAGGCUGCGCCUCUCUCCUAGUCCACCUCCUGUGCGUAGUGUGACAGUGACCCGUACCUCUGGUUCUGGUACUCAUGCUCACACACGUGUGGUCCAGAGCAGCUCCAGUCGCACCUCUUCCGGAGCCAAAAAGCGCCGUAUGAACGAUAAUGACAGUGAUGCCUCCAGUGUGGUUGGUGGAACCGUCACACGCACACGCGUUUCCCAGCAGGCCUCUGCCAGUGGCCGUGUGACCGUGGAUGAAGUGGACAUGGAGGGCAAAUAUGUCCGGCUCAAUAACAAGUCUGACAAGGAUCAAACUUUGGGACACUGGCAGGUGAAGAGGCAGAUUGGUUCCGGCACUCCCAUCAUCUACAAAUUCCCUCCGAAAUUUACCCUGAAGGCAGGGCAGACUAUCACAAUUUGGGCUGCAGGAGCUGGUGGAACCCACAACCCUCCAUCUGAUCUGGUAUGGAAGACUCAGAACUCAUGGGGUAGUGGAGAUAUUUUCCAAACCACCCUCGUCAGUGCCAGUGGGGAGGAAAUGGCCAUGAGGAAGGUCACACGUACUCUAUACCAGGAUGAUGAAGAUGAUGAUAUGGCCGCCCAUAGCACAUGCGGAGAUGGUGAGUACAACCUCCGCAGUCGCACGGUGGUCUGUGGCUCCUGUGGCCAGCCAUCAGACAAAAACAGCACCUGCGUGUCGGCCAGCUCAGGAGUGUCAAGUGCGUCUCGCUCAUUCUGCAGUGGAGGAGGGCUGCCUGAAGCGUUUGUGUCUCCCUCACACUUCAUAAUGGGCAACGACAAGCGCAGACUGAUUGGACCCAAAUCAGAGAACUGCUCUAUUAUGUAAACCAGCUGUUUACAGCCCUGACGUCUAUCCUAUCACAUGAACCAGGAAGAAUUUGUCCCUUUACUAGUUAUUUUUCUUCUUAUUGCAUUAUAUAUUUUGUAUUUCUUAUUUUAUAUUUCAUAAUCUGUGGGGUAGAUUUUUGGCUUUUGUAUGGCUAAAGGCUUCAUGGCAGCUUGUAUGCUUUAGUUUGAGAAUUGUAUGUACCAUGCUAAUUUAAUAGAUAUGCAUGUUGGCCUGACAGCAGCUGCAGAAUAACCGUACUGUACUCAGGGAGAGAGGUGAACAGAGCAUCUCACACUCAUACCAUAAGCUCUCCAUGGCAAUGCUGUCAGAAUGCAACACGCACAGUCAAGAAACCCUCUUCAUUACACUACGGUCAUUUAUUGUACUGUACAGCCAUACCACAGGCUGAUUAUAUAGCUUACAAGAAUAAGAAAACAUACUUCAGUUAAUGUAAUGCAGAAAUUAGGUUCCACUUUAUACAGUAUCUGCUGUCCCAAACUUCUGUUAAAUCAUGCAGUGAGUACAGGUUUACACCUAAUUAAGUUUUAUGGUAUUUUCCUGCUACCUCUUGCAGUCAUGUGUUCUAGAUUAUGUGUACCUACUAAAGGGAAGCAUACAUUAUAUCAUCAAAAGAACAAGCACUGUUAUCAAUUAUGUACACCAAUAGAAAGGACUUAUACAUUUACAGUAGAGCUGAAUGUCAGAAUCAUGUAAUUCUAUGCAGUUCUGUUACAGUGAGACUACAGAUGCUCUGGAAGGAAAACUAUUUUGUAGAGUUGCACACAUGAAGUGGUACUAUGUGUCUUGCAGGCCCUGACAAGACUUUAGUAUAAUCAUGUCUUAUGCAGUAAAAGUUAAGAGAGGUUUUUGUCAGACUUGCAGCUACUAUAAAACUUCUAAUCCAAAGAAAAUCUUAGCAAUUGUUUGUAAUUGCCAAGUUGACAACAUUUAAACAAAACCUGAUUGAUUGUUUUAGUUGUUAAUCUUGUGAAGUUUACAUAUAGAGAAAACAUAUUUCUGAUGUAUUAUGUUACCAGAGUAUCAUGUUGUGUUUAAUGUACUGAGUACUAAAGAAUAAUUGCAAAUUAUGCAGGUUUGAGAUUAAGUUUUGUGUUUGGCCCUAGAGGCAGAAUAUUUGAAAAUGCUAACUAAAUGAGCACCGUCAUUGCCUGGUUUAACUGCCUUUUUUUUUUUUCCUCCUUCUUUUCUUUUUUACAUUUGCACUUGAAAUGUUUGAGUUUAGUUGAAACCUAAUUUACAUUUACACUAAAGCCUCUGUAUUUGUGAUUUCUCUAUGGACUGAGUGUUGAUUUGCUCUAGUCUCUCCUCUCUUUCAGUUUUUGUUCAAGUUCCUCUUCUGGACAGCUUUUAGGCUUUAGUUAUCUGAAUAAUCUUCUAUUACCAUCAUUACAGGUAAAACAUAUUGUCUGCUUUUGAAAGGUCCUGUCCUUUUAGGGCAGAAGGAGAGGUUCUAAAUUGAGAAUCAAAUUGCUUACAACGGAAAGGAAGGCAGAUUUGGUUUCAGAGAGCUGGGACAGGAAUAUCAUGCAUAGUUUUUAAAGUCUCCUUUCAUUAUUGAAAUACAAUUUACAGCAUAAAAACUGAUCCUAAAUACAGCUCACAAGAAAGAGGACUGGAUGUUGCUGGCAAAUUAAAAAAUUGUAUUGUAUUGCUUUGCAAAGCUUUAGGUUGCUUCACGAGAAUUUUGAAUAUUAUAUCUAUUUUUUUCUACUUAUACUUAAGAAUUGUGGUUGUCUGUAUCUCUACUUAAAUACCCAUUGUCGUUAUUGUAAUAAGCCAUAUUUUUUUUUCUUUUUCUUUUUUUAAACCAAUACCCGAUUUCACUUUGUAGUGAUAGGUGGAAUCAUUCAAUUUGACUGUUGUAUACCAAUGUUUCUGAAAAGAUAAUUUUCUGUUAGAUUACAUUUUCAUUGUGAAACAAAAAGGUUUAAACAAUAAGAUCAUGUCAGAAAAUGAGAAAUCUUUUUUAUUAUAUAUAUAUAUAUAUAUAAAGAUAUUUUGUUAGAUGGCUAAUUUCAUGAAGGUUUUGUAAAAAAAAAAAAAAGAAAAAAAAAUCUAACAGACUGCAGGGCUUUAAUUUUUGUUUCUUUGCUUCCUCAGAUUUUGUAAUGCUUGUUUGACAUUAUCAUUUACUGUUUUGUGAGGAAUUUCAUAAUUGAUGUAAAACCUGAGCGCCUUGUUAUAAACUGUGCCUUGAACUUAUUCAGUUAAAACAAAUAAAGCCUUUUCAAAUGCUUUCUAGCUUAAUAUAAAGAA